AUGGCGGCCGGGCUGGAAACCCUGCGGGGCUGGGGAAGAAACGACCCUCGACAGGGAGCGGGAAGGUUUUGUGGUUUGCAAGAGGCGUUCGCUCGGUUCGCUUUCGCCGGCGGCUCCGCCGUGGGGCCGGGCUGCGCCGUGCUGGAGGCGGCCUUCCAGCGGUACCGGGCGCUGCUCUUCGCCGCCGCCCGCCCGACCGAGAAUGAGCCACCCUGGGGGACACCCUGCACUCAGCUUCUCAUCUUUGUUGCUACACCGGGCUGUGAUGGGUUUCCCAGCCUGGACUCCAAGGAAAACUAUAAGCUGUCUGUCUCGGAAGGCUCCUUGCUGCUCUCUGCGGAUGCCAUCUGGGGAGCUCUCAGAGGCCUGGAGACGUUCAGCCAGCUCAUUGGGAGAGACGAGAACGGCACGUACUACAUCAACAAGACAGAAAUCGUGGACUUUCCCCGCUUCCCUCACCGGGGGCUCUUGCUGGACACCUCUCGUCACUACCUGCCUCUGAGAGCCAUCCUGGAAACCCUGGACGUCAUGGCUUACAACAAGUUCAAUGUGUUUCACUGGCACAUCGUGGACGACCCGUCUUUUCCCUAUGAGAGCUUCACCUUCCCAGAGCUCAGCAAGCAGGGAGCCUUCAACCCCAUGACCCACGUGUACACAGCCAGCGACGUGCAGACGGUGAUCGAGUACGCCCGGCUGCGUGGCAUCAGGGUCAUCGCAGAGUUUGACACUCCUGGGCACACGCUCUCCUGGGGGCCAGGUGCUCCGGGCCUGCUGACUCCCUGCUAUGUGGGCAAGGAACCUUCUGGGACCUACGGGCCCAUCAACCCCAUCCUUAACAGCACCUACAAGUUUGUGGCCAGUUUGUUUCAGGAGGUCAGCACUGUGUUCCCAGACUUUUUUCUUCACCUCGGUGGCGAUGAGGUGGACUUCACGUGCUGGAAAUCCAAUCCAAAAAUCCGUGCCUUCAUGACGGAGAUGGGCUUUGGUGAAGAUUACAAAAAACUAGAGUCCUUCUACAUCCAGAGGCUUCUGGACAUUGUCUCUUCCCUUGGCAAAGGUUAUAUCGUGUGGCAGGAGGUGUUUGACAACAGUGUGAAGGUGAGGCCAGACACCAUCAUCCAUGUAUGGAAGGAGAACUCCACGCCCUACAUGGAGGAGAUGGCAAAUGUCACCAAGGCUGGCUACCGGGCUCUGCUCUCUGCUCCCUGGUAUCUCAACCGCAUCUCCUACGGGCAGGACUGGAUGGUGGCCUACCAAGUGGAGCCCUUGGGGUUUGAAGGCAGCCCCGAGCAGAAGGAGCGGGUGAUCGGCGGAGAGGCCUGCAUGUGGGGGGAAUACGUGGACGUCACUAAUCUGACCCCCAGGCUCUGGCCGAGAGCUGGGGCUGUGGCCGAGAGACUGUGGAGCAACGCGACCGUCAGGGACCUGCAAGAUGCCUACGUGCGGCUGGCCGAGUUCCGCUGCCAGCUCCUCAGGCGCGGUGUCCGGGCGCAGCCUCUCUACGUGGGAUACUGUGAAAGUGAAUUUGACGGGUUUUGAAGGGAGAUUCCCCACACGGGAGGAACGAUCCCACCCUCUCGAAAGCUGCUGGUUUGGCCAAGGGGCCCCUUUCCCACCCCCGGCUUCUGCUCUCCCUUUGUUGCAAUGAACUUUUUUUUUUGUCCCCUUAGUGUGCGGUCUUUGCCUCUUUUUCUAUUUUUAAUUCUUUAAAUCUAUAAAUAAAUGACCCCAAAGAGGAAAAA
Calidris pugnax (ruff) is the source of this 1742-nucleotide messenger RNA. RefSeq names its product hexosaminidase A (alpha polypeptide) (gene HEXA). The record is from RefSeq and is a predicted model, not a curated record. Gene Ontology annotation, biological process: ganglioside catabolic process; glycosaminoglycan metabolic process; carbohydrate metabolic process. Gene Ontology annotation, cellular component: membrane. Gene Ontology annotation, molecular function: beta-N-acetylhexosaminidase activity. The transcript has 15 exons. Bases 1 to 1539 code for a protein of 512 amino acids. Lineage: Eukaryota; Metazoa; Chordata; Aves; Charadriiformes; Scolopacidae.